CUCUUCCAUAAAUCAAUCUUUAGAUACAUCGUAGGCUCCUCAGGAGAGAGAGGUAGAAAAGGCCGACCAUGUUUUGCUCUUCUUAUCUACCGUUUUCCCGCCUUUCUCCUCACCAGCAUACAACAGCUGUAGUCUCAGAGAAAUUCAGGAAUUGUUCUAAACAGAAAGUGAAAUUGGGUGUUGCUGAGAAGUCUAUAUGCAUCUCAUCACCAUCAUCAGCUCUUCAGAAAUCCAUUCCUUUUGCUGCUGCUUCUGUUUCUAUUCUUCUGUGGUCAUUUCCAGUUAAUGCUGGAAUUCUCUCAGGAUUCUCGGGCUUAGAAUCAAUGCCUGGCCCUCAGCUACCUCAGUUUGAUUUUCUCACACAACGGAAUGAAGAAAACCAAAAGAAGUAUGCAGAGUUCGAUUCAAGAUUUAAAUCAUCUCCAAUGCUUAAGGAGCUCUUGGAAAAAUCUAAGUCGAACAAAGAAAAGAAUCGGCAACAGAUCCAAGACAAGUAUUGCAUCCGUGGAGCGGAGUGGGGUGUAGGCGACUGUUCGACCCAGGGCAUGACACCUGAAGAAAAGGAUAACUUCAUUUCCAUGUUGAAGCAGAAAUCUGGAGGAGACUGAGCAAAUCAUGCUUUUAUGUUGUAUGACUCUUCUUGCUAAAUAUAUUUGUCAUUAUAUAUAUAUUUUUUGGCUAUUAGGAAUGUAUUUAUUUUCCAUAUGGUGGAUACCUGUAUAAAUCAUUAAGGGCCCCUUUCGAUAGGUGGAAAGAAAUUUGAGGAAAAUGGUCUUUUUCCAGAGAUGUUGUUUCUAGGAAACAGUGAGAAAUGAAAAGCUGUCUGCCUCGA
Molecule: messenger RNA, 832 nt
Organism: Magnolia sinica
Lineage: Eukaryota; Viridiplantae; Streptophyta; Magnoliopsida; Magnoliales; Magnoliaceae
Exons: 4
Coding region: 69-608 (179 amino acids)
Source: RefSeq, a predicted model, not a curated record